Bursaphelenchus xylophilus (pine wood nematode) is the source of this 1743-nucleotide messenger RNA. Lineage: Eukaryota; Metazoa; Nematoda; Chromadorea; Rhabditida; Aphelenchoididae. The record is from the annotation of a GenBank genome assembly.
AUGGGUAAGGGUAAGAAAAGGAAGAACAAGAACAAUAGUAAUGCUGUCCAAAAGAAGCUGAAGUUCGAACAAGGAACGAGUAAUGAGGUGAAUCAGCCAAAUGGGGGAAAGCACGAUUUAGUCGUAAUCGAUGAGGUUGGUAAUAGCGAUGACGAGGUUUACGAAGAUGUAAAAGCGGAUCCAAAAUUAUUAGAAGAUUCGCGGGACGAAGGAAUUCAGGCAGCUGGUUCAUCGACGGAGAAGUUGGAUGAACGAGGUCUAGAAUCUACCGACUCUGGUUGUUCAAGUGAUGUAAAUGGCUUGUCAGAAACCCCCUCGUAUAAAACACAAGAAGAAAAUUCCAGAGAAAGGGGUAAUAAUGACGUCAUCGAACUUAGUGAAGAUGAUGAAGAUGAAGAUUCAGUCUUCGUGAUAAACGACAAGCACAAAUACAAACAUCCAGAAGGGCCACACCCGGUUUUGGAUCCAACUAUCUUCGAUCGAAUUCGGGAAUACAAAGCUAAAUUUCCCAAGGCUUUUCAACAUUUUGAGUAUCAGAUAGACCAACAUUUUAUCGAUAAUGUUCAGGUAUGUCAAUCCUAUCAGUAUAAUGUUUUGCUUUAGAAAGAUCUUACAUUUUGGUGGAAGAUGGAAGUCAGGAAAAAUCUUUUGAAUGUGAUUAAUCAACAGUUCCCCGGUGCUAACCUUGUAGUAGUCGGAUCUACGAUUAAUGGGUGUGGUGCCAUGUGUUCUGAUAUGGAUCUGUGUUGCAUUAUAAAAGAUCGAUUUACAAAUGCAGCGUCUUCGGAGAGAGGGUAAGAUUCCUCUUGUUUUAAAUCGAUUGCCACCAGGUUCGCCAUUAAAUGUCUACGAAAGAUGCAAAAGUUGUUCUACAGAAACCGGCAUGCAAUCAAAUUGGAUAAACUUUUAGUAAUCAAUGCUAAAGUAAGUAUUAGUUUGAAAUUAUUUGUUUUACAAAUUUAGGUACCCAUUUUGCGAAUCACAUUUCUACAUCCAUUUGAAGGUCUGGAAGUUGAUCUAAACGUAAAUAACACUGCUGGUAUCAAUAACUCGCACUUGCUGCAUUACUAUUCCAGGUAACUUGUUUUCAUUUUUAUGAAUUUUGUUUAGGAUUGAUGAUAGGCUGCCUUCUCUUUGUUUGCUAAUAAAACAUUGGGCCAAGAAGAAUGGAAUUGGAGAAGCGAUGAGUGGAACUUUUAAUAGUUACUCCUUGAUCUUACUUUGUAUCCAUUUUCUGCAAGUUGCUGUUCAACCUCCGAUCCUCCCAAAUCUCCAAGAGUGUCAUGCUGCCAGAUUUGAAUACACGGAGGAUGUAGCAAGGCUCACUGUUUUCGAUGACUUACCCCCAAAUUACCCAGAUCCCAGGUUAAAUACGUCAACGGUCGGGGAAUUAUUAAUCGCCUUUUUCGAUUAUUACUCCAAAUUUGACUUUGAGAAUUGGGCCAUCUCCAUCCGACGGGCUACGGUAUUUCCGAGGUCUGUAUUUUCAUUCAUUGCUCAUUUCCUUCUUACUUUAUACUAAACGUCCGUUUCAGAGCCGAAUUGGCCGACAAUAAUUACCGGUUUAAGAUGUAUAUCGAGGAACCCUAUGACGGAUUGAACACUGCCAGAUGUGUAACCCAGCCAGAGAAGUUUGAAUUAAUUAUGGAUGCGUUCAAAGAAGCGAGGAAUGCUUUCCUUGGAAAGUUUAGACCUAAUCUUCGCAGGAUUCAGGUUGGGAAGGUGUUUGGCGGUUCGGAUUGA